AUCAUAUGAAAGGAUUAAAAGGACCUUUACUGAAGAGAAAAUUAAAGUUUAGGACAUCAUGGAGAUGGUGGAAGAUGUUGUCUGAGAUGGUCAGUAACUUAGACAACAUCCUUAGUGACACAACAGUCAGAGAGUCCAGCUCCACACCCACAACAUCACCGGCCUCAUGGAGGAGUUUGUUCAGUCUGUUGGCAUCAGCUACCUUCAGUCCGCUGCCUAUAAUAAUAAUACAGUUAAACUUUCGAUACAGAGAUGUUUACUUAACGUUACUAGAAGGAGUCUCCAGUGUCAGUGGUUUGUAAAACCUCACCACAGGAAGUCCUUGUGACAGACGAGUCUCUAGCUUAACUGUAAAGUUGUACUGCUCAUUUGUCACAAAGGAGCUCCUACUCAGCAACCCAAAAUAUGACUUCUGGGGAGACCGCAUUGUUGCUCUUGAAUUGGACAGUCCGACACACAUAUCACUGACUGAUGAAGUUACAGGAGAGGUGGAAGACGUUGUCGUGACGUUGCUGCCGGCUGGACAUUGCCCUGGAUCAGUCAUGUUUCUCUUUGAGGGGUCUCAGGGCACCGUGCUGUACACCGGAGAUUUCCGACUGGCUGCCGGAGACGUAGCGAGGAUGGAGCAUCUGCACUCUGGAAACAGAGUUAAAGACAUUCAGACUGUGUAUUUGGACAGCACGUUCUACGACCCCAGGUUCUAUCAGAUCCCGAGCAGAGAAGCGUGUCUGACUGGUGUCAGGAAGCUGGUUCAAGACUGGAUUUGUCGGAGUCCAUACCACGUGGUUUGGUUGAACUGCAAAGCAGCAUAUGGUUAUGAAUAUCUCUUCACCAACCUGGGGCAGGAAUUUAAUUCACAGGUUCAUGUGAACAGCUUGAAAAUGUUCAGACAAAUGCCAGAAAUCCUGGAGCACGUGACCACAAACAGAGCAACACAAAUCCACGCCUGCAGGCACCCCAAGGACGAUGAGCUGUUCAGGGCAAACAGACUGCCGUGUGGCUCUUUAGCAUCAGAUGGUACACCACUGCGCAUAAUCAGCAUCAAACCUUCCACUAUGUGGUUUGGAGAACGGACCAGGAAGACCAACGUCAUCGUCAAGAUGGGUGAGAGCUCCUACAGGGCUUGCUUCUCUUUUCAUUCUUCAUACUCUGAGAUCAAAGAUUUCCUCUCCUACAUCAGUCCUGUUCAUAUUUACCCCAACGUUGUUCCACUGGGUCGCACCGUUGAGGACGUCUCGGAGCUGCUGAACCUUAUGCGUAGAAAACACACCGGCGGGGACCAGAUUGUCUAUAAGCCUCUUGGGAAGCUGAAACGAGCCAGAAUAAAGUCCAUGUCACACGGCUCGGACACGGACGAUGAGCUUUUUGAGGAUGUUGCUGUAGCACCGAUGAGAAAGAAGCUUGCUGUGAAUCUGGAGAAAGAGAAACACAGUGUGGAAAAAUCAGAUCUUGAGCUCACAGAGACACAAAUUCUUCCACAACUCCAGACUUCGAUUCAGACAUCCAACUAUAUUGACUGCACAGAAUCCAAUGAUGAUGAUGAUGAUGAUGAUGAUGUGGAGAAAGAGGAGCUUCCUGCAGAUGCCACUCCCAUUCCUUCUUGCACAGUUAUGUCCCCGCCCACUCCCAAGCCAGCCCCACCCACAUGGAGUUCGUUCUUUACGGCAGAGCCGGUUGUGACCGAUGACAGCUGUGAGCUGGAGAACAGUCAGAGCAGCCAGGCUCUGUCUACUGAUCAGAUGACCUCACAGUCACCCGAGCUCUUCAGUGACAACGACGAAUCCGAAUCCGGUCAUGUGACUUCCUCUCAGUCGACCUACGUAUCAGAGGCAGCUUUAGAGAGCCUCAGUCAACUCGACACAGAGCCUGUACAGUGUAACACCGCACACACAGGAAAAGCUUCUCACUGGUCUGAUCUGACUGACUGUGAACAGAACCAGAACGACGACAUCACAUGUCACAAAGACCCAGUUUCAGAUUCCCAAGUGUCUUCUGAUUUUGAUCUCCCAAUGACUCCAGGCUCCAAGGUACCUCCGCCUGGAGAGCUGAAGGAGCUGUACAAGACAUUGGGUGCUGGAGAGGACGUGAACACCAAUCAUCAUCAGCAAAGAGCAGUUUAAUCGUGUGCUGAAAUCAUCUUGCCAAAAUUGACCAAAAACAACAGAAUUAAAAAUGGUUUAAAAAGCAAUCUAUUUAAAUAAACUGAACUAGAUCAACUGAAA
Tachysurus fulvidraco (yellow catfish) is the source of this 2222-nucleotide messenger RNA. RefSeq names its product DNA cross-link repair 1C, PSO2 homolog (S. cerevisiae) (gene dclre1c). The transcript has 14 exons. The coding region runs from base 543 to 2120 and encodes 525 amino acids. The record is from RefSeq and is a predicted model, not a curated record. Gene Ontology annotation, biological process: double-strand break repair via nonhomologous end joining; interstrand cross-link repair; protection from non-homologous end joining at telomere. Gene Ontology annotation, molecular function: damaged DNA binding; 5'-3' DNA exonuclease activity. Lineage: Eukaryota; Metazoa; Chordata; Actinopteri; Siluriformes; Bagridae.